Heterocephalus glaber (naked mole-rat) is the source of this 3500-nucleotide messenger RNA. The record is from RefSeq and is a predicted model, not a curated record. NCBI's taxonomy places the organism in Eukaryota, Metazoa, Chordata, Mammalia, Rodentia, Bathyergidae.
GAGAGCAGACAAGGUGUCCGUCCUGGCACUCCCGGCGGGCACCAGGACAGAGCCCCUUCACGGAGCCGAGCCCCUGUGUUCCCCGCUACAGAAAGAGCCCUGGGGGAGGCAGGUGACACCGAGCUGCUGUCAGUCGCCCGACCUCCACAUCAGGGAGGCCAGGUCGCCGCCAGUGCCCAGGUGCAGAAAGAAUCUAAUUGCCCCAGAAAAUCGUGCUCGGCGUUACUUGGCAGUGAGCAUUUCCUGCCCUGGGGAAGGGGGCGCAAGCCUGUUGCUGGAUGUGGGGGUAAGUUCCACGUUUCAUUCUUUCCUAAAAUGGGAAGCGGUGUGCACUCGUCACCUGGAUUUGAGUUUGCAGUCGUCACUUUCCCGAUACGUAAGUGGCAGGGAGAUGCCAUCACAAGCGCCUCCUCUUUCCCUCGCCCCGGUGCCAGCCCAUGAGGAAGGGAGGGGAAUCCACAGUGCGCUCCUCCCCUGCAGGGGCCUGCGUGGCCUCUGCCUGUCCUUUAGGCCCAUCACAGCACCCGCUCGCGCCCCCGUCCUGCUGGCCCUCUGCCCCAGCCUCGGCUCCCACCACCCUGGGUCCCAUUUGGUCCUUCCAGCCCUGUCUCCGGUGUCCGUGAGCAUCAGGGCUUCUCUCCUCAGUGAGCCGCCCCCGGGCAGGUGGCAGCUGGGCCACAUCAGGGCCGCCGAUGAAGGGCUCUGUCGGGCAGCAGUCACGUACAGCUCCUGCCCUGAAUGAGCAGCACAGGACCACCGCCAUGGUUACAGGGCCACUACACGGGCGGUCAGUGCGACACUCGUGCGUGAGGAAUGAAUGAAAGUCCAACAGCUCUGUUUUAGGAGUGAAAGUCACCUGACGGCAAUGCCGCACCGCAGCUGCCAACUGAGGGCCUGGGGCAUCUUUGACGAGCCCGAGUAGAACAGGAGUUCCCAAGCUUGCACCCUGUGACCUGUGCCCACGGCACCUCAUGCAAGCGUCCCCACCCCACGGCUUCUAAGAGCAGAAGCUCCAUGACAGCCACACGAGGAGAGAGCGCAUCUUCUGGGGCAAAUCGGCCCUGACUCCACACGGCAUGUCUACACAGCGUGUCCACCCGUGAGUCAGGAGAGGGAAGGCUGCUGGGGACAGCUUCUAAGAUGGGGGGGCCCUGGAGUACAGGGUGUGAGUCCCGCCCAGCCCGGCAGGGCUCAGCCUGCUCUCCACGACCCACCCCUCGUGCCCUGAACAAGCAACACUGAGGACACAGGAAGACCUAACGUGGAGCAGAAGCCGAAAGGGGGCGCUCACAGCCCAGGCCUGGGCUCUUGGCCUGGACUUGGGUGCCGGUCACACGUGCAAGUGCUGUGUGCCAGCUGCACACUUGUGAUCGUGCAGGGCUCCAUGCACCCCACACAGCAGACCCCAGGCCUGGGUGCCAGAGCCAAGAUGUAAAGGGUUAGAAGGGAGCACAGGAACAAACUCAUGACCUCAGAUGCGACAAUGGAUUCGGAGAUUUGACACCAAAAGCCUCGAGUGGCAAAAGAAAAGAGUAGCUACCGGACUUCAGUGAAAUGAAAAGCUUUUGGUCACUAGAGGACAUGAACAGAACAGUGAAAGGACAAAGUAAAGAAUGGGAAAGAGCCGGGCAUGGCAGCAUACGCCUGUGAUCCCAGCACUCAGGAGGCUGAGGCAGGAGGAUCCCUGCAAGUUUGAGGCUGGCCUGGGCUCUGUAGUGAGUUCAAGGCCAGCUUGGGCUAUGUAGUGAAAUCCUGUUCUCAAAAAAACCCAAAAAGAGAGAGAGGAGAGAGAGAGAAUAUUUUCAAAUCCUCCACUCGAUGAGGUGUGGCACCCGGCAUAUAUAAACAACUCUGACCACUCAACAAGAGACAAACGGCCCCGUUUAGAAACAGGCAAAGGACUGGUGGACGCGAGACAGCAUCAGAUCACUGUUGCCAGCAAAGGCAAGUCGAACCCCAGCACGCAGCUCCGCACACCCACCCGGUCAGCCCCUCCCUGCAGCAGCCCUGGAGUUGGGCGGCCCAGCUCCCCGGGCAGAUGGUCAGGCACUCAUCCACGAGAGGCUCGGGAUGGCUUGGGUUUUCAGAGCACAAGAAUGUCUGGGAGACCGUGGGGUGCACAUCUCAGAAAAACACCUGUGCCUCUGGCGAGUGGCUGUCAGCUUUAAGAAGACAGAGCAAGGCGGGGAGCGGGGCUGGGGUGACCACCACAGCUCACACCCGCUCCAGGCCGGGCUCGGGACACCCCUAUGUGGGCACAGAGCCAGCCGGGAGGACAGAGGUGGGGCUCAGGGCAGACGCCGGACCCCUCCUGGGGCCAGCCCACGCCCUCCCUUGGUCCACACCCUCUGUGCCCCAGACCUGGCCAUGCCUCCUGCUACCCACGUCCCCCAGGUUCCCUGCCGGAGUGCCAGGAACCCUCGGCUGGGUCCAAGCUGGGGCUGCUCCUCCGAAUUUCCAGAACUGCACCUGGGUCUUAAAAGACCUGAUCAGCAAGACGCAAGGCAAAACAGGGUCAGUGAGGAGAGAAUGGAGACAGGGCAGGGCCACAGUCGGGGAGUGUCGGGAGAGACCAGCAGCCAGGGCUCCCCGCCCAACCCCUGCAGGGCCCCUCCCCGCCCGCCUCUCCCCUCCCCAGCGCCUCCUGCAGCUCCUCCACAGGGCCAGGUGGCCCCUGCCUGUGUCCCGCACCACCUCGCUGCAUCGGAGGUGUCACGGAGUGGAGUGCGCCGGUGCAGAGCUGAGGAGCCCGGCCAUGCGCGGCUUGGGGACCUGCCAGGGAGACCAUGGGUCCGGGCCACACCCCCACCUGAGGCCCUGAGGCCGGGCCAGGGAACAUGGCCGCGCAGCUGGUCGCUCGGGGAGAGGGCCGGGCCCCAUGGGGUCUUGAUGUUAAGGGAGCAACGACAGGCUAACGGCGUGUCUGUGUCCAUGUGUCUGUGUGUGGCCCUGUGGCAUGCAGCUGCGUGUCUGUCUGGUAAUGUCUAGUGCACGGGAUUUAAAUCACUUCUGAGUGCUCAGUCGUCUGGACAGUGGCUUUUUUACUAAAGAUUCUGUUUGCUGUGUGAUAAACAAAUAUUCCUUCUGGCCGUGUGUUCUGAACACUUGUAUUUUAAAAGUGGGGCCUUGUGUGCGUCCAGACACAGCUUACUUCCUGUUGACCAUGAAGCUGCUGAGCUCAUGGGAUAGAAUGGGAGGCGCCCCGAGAAGACAAGAGGAGGAGGCCAUGGCCCAGGAGGCUGCAUCUGAACCGGAGAAAUGCUGCAGGGACCUGUGGCCCCUCUCUUGCCAGGUCCCCAGGAGACCACCCAUCCUCAAGGUGUGCGUGUCACCGUCAUUCCCGUGACCCAGCCCCAGACUAGGGCAGGACACACCAUGAGUCCAGCAAGGGUCUAGGAGCUGAGUGGGGAGAGGAAGAAGGGAAGGACAGAGAGGGAGAGAAGCGAGGAAGGAAGGAACUGGUGGUCCCAGAGGGAUGCUAGGCUUCCUGUUACCAUGGA